AUGACCAGCAGCAAUGUCCGGAACAGCUCCACCCAUUCGACGGCCUCCACCCUUAGACCUCGCACAAAGCGCCUCAUAUCCGGACUCGACGAGGGUGACGAGACCGCCUUCGACCCCAUCAAUGCCAGAAGCACCCGCGUAGCAUCACCUUUACCUUCACCCUUUGAUAGCCGAUCAGCCUCACUCAUACCUUCAGCACAUCCACAGCGAACGGGUCCGACGUACCAAAGGAAACAUGCUGUCCGAAGCACUGGAUCGCCGACUCGAGCCGGAUCUGCCAGACAAAGGAAGUCCGGAGCUGACUCGCCUAACCCAUUGGCGGGACUAUGGGGUACUUCGUGGAGUACACUGCAAGGCAUAGCAUCCGACUUUCUGGGGAGUGACCUGUCCUCGAAUGAAGGGUCGAGCCAGCCGAGAGCCAGGCGACCUCUAAGCCGGCUGGAUAGUCAGCGGACAGGGUCAUCCAGCGCACCUCCGAGUCAAUGGGGACCCUCGAUACCGACAUCGCAUCCUCAAGGCAGCGACAUAGGAGUUGGGUCGAGAGACGAACAGUUGGCAGCAUUACGAGCGCAAAAGAGGAAGGAUAUGUUGACACGGCAGGAGAGCAGCUAUCCAGAUGCUCUGGGCAAGUUCAAGCGGAGGCUGUCUGAUGAUCGAAACUCGGCGUCAGCACCGCCUGGCGACAAUGAGGAUCGGGAAGCUUUGGUGUAUUUGCACCAUGUGAAGAAGAGCGACACAGUGGCGGGGAUUACAAUCCGAUACAACAUAGCCGCAAAUGCAUUGCGCAAGGCGAAUAGAAUGUGGCCGAACGAUGUUGUGCAGGCGCGGACUACAUUGAUACUGCCGGUGGAUGCGUGUGGUGUUAAGGGCAGACGUGUGUCAAGUGCAGAAGGAGAUCUGGACCUGCUGGGGUCGGAGAGUGAAGCAUUGUCUUCGAUGCAGGCGGAAGAAGUGCCUACUCCCACGGCAGCAAUUCCGAUCCCGAAUGGCACAGCGGGGCGAGGAAAUAGAGAUCGCACAAACUCGACAUCGACACACACGACCUCCGCCGAUGGCUCUGUCAUUGAAACGGAACCUCCUUGGCAACACGAUUCUUGGGUUAUGCUACCAGGUGACAGCAAGCCUACCGAAAUCGCACGCUUACCCCGAAGAGCACUGGGCUAUUUUCCUCCAGCGAGACGGAAAAGCAACUCAUACUCUGAUCUCGACACACCAUCAACGUCGCUGGACCUCGCACGUUCGAAUACGAAUGAUCACAAUCCAGCAUCGUCACCGCAUCGAUCGACUCCACUUCGACGCACGCACGGUCGACGAGCUAGCAAUGCUAUGAAUGGCUACUUUCCCAACUACCUGGCCGGGCCAGGUGGUGUAGGCAGCAUGGGAAGGAACGUACACUUCCCUGGUCCCGCUCAGGAUGGUCUCAACAAGAUGUUCGCGAAACACUUACCAGACGUCGCGCCACCACGGAAUCAACAAUCUCUCUAUCAACCUGACUUACCUCUCUACACCGACGACGCAACACCAGCCGCAUCCGGCAAUGCUACACCAGCAUACCCCACUGGUCCUAACCUGAAUCUGAACCUCGAGAAUGUGGGCAGCGUUAUCGAAUCUUGGGUACGCCGUCUAGCGACCAAAGCUGUGCACACCCCUUCAGACCGCCAACAAGCUGCAAGAGCUUCUGUCGGCACACCAGGGAAAGGUGCCGGCGGAAUCGGAGAUCUGAUCGAAAUGACAGAUGAGUUUGAAAUCGGUGAUGAUGAAGAUGAGGAUGACAGAGGCAGAGAAGGAUUGCUUGCCCAAGCACCUGCAGUGGGUGUGUUUGCGAGUUCUGCUACGAGCUAUUUCGAUGGCGCCUCUGCGAGGGGGAGGGGGAAGAGUGGGAAGAAGGAUUGA
Messenger RNA from Fulvia fulva, 1893 nucleotides. RefSeq lists its product as uncharacterized. The transcript has a single exon. Bases 1 to 1893 code for a protein of 630 amino acids. NCBI's taxonomy places the organism in Eukaryota, Fungi, Ascomycota, Dothideomycetes, Mycosphaerellales, Mycosphaerellaceae. The record is from RefSeq and is a predicted model, not a curated record.